This is a messenger RNA of Macadamia integrifolia, 2213 nucleotides long. Its product is annotated as probable receptor-like protein kinase At5g20050. NCBI's taxonomy places the organism in Eukaryota, Viridiplantae, Streptophyta, Magnoliopsida, Proteales, Proteaceae. Gene Ontology annotation, molecular function: protein kinase activity; ATP binding. Gene Ontology annotation, biological process: protein phosphorylation. Bases 600 to 1928 code for a protein of 442 amino acids. The transcript has a single exon. The record is from RefSeq and is a predicted model, not a curated record.
UGAAGUUUGACAAAUGAAUAGAGAAACCAUGGGAUCUUCUUGUAGAUAAUAUUUAAGCUCCAUCUUGAUUGCCACAGGUUGAAAAUGAUACAUGAUUUCAAAAAUCAAAUGUCACCCACAUGGUGAUAACAAGUUAAACCCAAUAAAUUCUUGCCAAAAAAAAAAAACCCUCAUAAAUAAUUGAUAGUUGACCAGACUUUUGGAGAGAGAUUUUGAUCAAGAAUGCCAAUUGCUAUUAGAGAAAUAGGUUUGUUUCGAGUACAAGAAAACGAAAUGACAUUUGAAUAAGGACAAAGAGGGGAUGGGGAAGUAACAUAAUAUAACCUUUGACCAUGUCUGAGCUUCUUGGUUGCUUCUGUAGAACAUUAUAUGGCGGGUGAUCUUGCAACCCACACAGUCAGACUGUCUGCUGCGUUGAAUAUAGAAAUGGGUCCCUUCUAAAGGUCUAGAAUUUGAAAUAUUCAAAUGAAUAUGACACCUUCCUCCCGCUUGUCAAAGAAAGCAAUGUUCUCGCACGCCAAUUGUUUGACAAAAUGGGUGAUUGAAAUGGAGAUCAUAACAAUAAUAAGAAAAACUUUUCCUUCACUUUUCUACUCACAAUGGAAGUUUACAAGGCUAAAAUCAUCACAGUUGCUGCAGUGAUCUUCCUCAUCGUCGUGAUUGUAGUUGCUCGUAUCUGCUUCAAAUCCUCCAAAGGUUUCUUCCUUGUAUGUGGAGCUGAUAUUGCAGCAAUCUUGGCAGUCUUGAUAUGGCUUUAUUUGCAAUAUCGUAUUGAUUGUCGGAGGAGAUUACUGGAGAGUAAUUCGAUCACAUCAGAUGGAAAGGAGCUUCGUAAGGAAUUCAGCUUCCUUAGGAAGGUAGCUGGUGUUCCAACCAAGUUCCGGUACAAAGAGCUCGAGGCAGCAACCGAUAACUUCCAAUCAUUGAUCGGUCAAGGUGCAUCUGCUUCUGUUUACAAGGGAAAACUUGAUGAUGGCACACUUGUUGCUGUGAAAAGGAUUACAGCAGAGCAACAUGGGGAGAAGGAAUUCCGGGCUGAGGUCGCGGCGAUUGCUAGUGUGCAACAUAUCAAUCUUGUGAGACUUUUUGGCUACAGUUUGGCAGUUGGAGGGCCACGUUUCCUUGUCUAUGAAUUCAUUCAUAAUGGGUCUUUGGAUGGUUGGAUCUUCCCACAUGGGGGGAGGCACAGUGGGCUGCGAGGAUGCUUGGCUUGGGAAUUGAGGUAUAGAGUUGCAAUUGAUGUUGCUAAAGCACUUGCAUACCUUCAUCAUGAUUGCCGUUCUAAGAUCUUACACCUUGAUGUUAAGCCAGAAAAUAUACUUCUGGAUGCAAAUUUCAGAGCAAUUGUUACAGAUUUCGGAUUGUCAAAAUUGAUGGGGAAAGAUGAGAGCAGAGUUAUUACGACUGUCAGGGGGACUAGGGGUUACUUGGCUCCUGAGUGGCUCUUACAACGCGGUGUCUCUGAGAAAUCUGAUGUCUUUAGCUAUGGUAUGGUGGUCUUAGAGAUCAUAGGGGGCCGAAGAAAUGUGAGAUUAAGGGAAGAUGAUAAAGAAAGGUAUUGGUCAUACUUUCCUAGGAUUGUGUCUGAGAAGGAAAGACAAGGGAGGCUUAUGGAGAUUGUUGAUGAGAGACUAGUGGAAAAAGGAGGAGGCAUUGAUGAGAAGCAAAUUAAGAUCUUGGUUCAUGUAGCUCUGUGGUGCAUUCAAGAGGACCCCAAGCUUAGGCCUACCAUGGCCUGUGUAGUUGAUAUGCUUGAAGGUCGUGUAGUUAUGGAUCAACCUCCUGAAACCAAAAUGGUCAUUGUUGAUAUUUUGUCGAUCAAUCAAGAUAGAAAAAAGAAAACCCCACUAACAUCAUCUAAGGAAGAAAGUGAGAUCACUCCUGCAUCAAACGGCUCGCUUAGUAUUUCUGUUCUAUCUGGUCGGUAGUGGUAGCAGUCGCACAGGGUUGAUCCACUUAACCUGUUAAUUUGAUUCACUUGAGAAGGUAUUCUUCAAUUUAUUCUGAUACAGGGUAGGGGUCAUAGUUUCAUCUCCCCCUCCCUUCCUUACAUACCCACACUUUUGUGUUUGUAGAAAUUAUAUCCAUACUUCCCAGGGUUCCUUAUAACAGAGUAUCUAUUUUUCAUUAAAUAGAAACUGUAUAAAAAGACUAAUUAACUGGGAUUAUAAAUGUAACUCCUACAUUAGAUAUGUAUUUUCUGGUUGCAAGCA